AAGCUCUACCAAUCAUUCGCUCUCCGAUCUCCAAACUUCGAGUAGGUUUUGGGUUAUCUCCAGUAAAUAGAGUGCAACGUUCAUCUCAAUUCAAACAAUAGAAAUACAGUAGAAACUAAAAUACCAUAAUCUUCAAAUCGUACGACCAAACAAAAAAAAAAAAACCAUCAUCUGUGCACGGAGAAGUUUGCAGUGCCGCACUAGUUUCAUUGAUCAGAGCGAAGACUCUUUCGGUAACGAAAAGCCAUGACCUUUCAAAGAUGCGCGAUCGUCGUUGGAUUCUUUUUCUGCUAUUCACUGAGCACAUUGCAAGCAUUUGACUACGUUGACUGCGAGGUAUACAUUUAUCAUCCUGAUUGCCGAGGGUCUCAAACGAAGAGGACGGACUCAACCAACUAUCGCAACACACAAAGACUCGAAGAUCUAUUUGGUAUGACCGACAAUUCGAAAAAAUCUUCUCACUCAUCUCGAUCUCGUAAUGGUGUCAGCAACAAUUAUGAAAAGUCGAAACUAUGGACCGCUCUGCUUGACAGGGGUCUGAACCCCGACGCAAUGUACGAGUGGUAUCUCGCUCACCUCGAGAAAAAUGAUGGCAACAGGCAACAAUGGGUUGUGGGAAAUCCACAAAUAAACAACGUUGCCGACGAAGAUUAUUAAUUUUAUUGUGUUGAAAUUCUGUAAACUUUUAUUCUAUCAUUUUGGAGAAAUCAACAAUUCUUGUAUAUAUGUAAGAACCAACUUAUGUGACAGCUUUCCCAAAGAAAUGAAUGUAAGAGAAUAUAUAUAUAUAUAUGCAUUAUAUAAAAACAUUGUACCCAGUAUGAACUAAAUGGUUAUGAUUUAUUUUAAAUUUUCAUUCGCAUCUUUGUAAAUGUACCUAUGAUUAUGUUAUCGUGCGGUAUUAUUCAUAUACGUUCAAUGCCAAAUUAUAUAACGCAUUUGUGACAUCAACGUAAAACGUGCAAAAAAAUUUGAUUACACCCUAAGUGCACUAGUAUUACUAUCGUCAAUUGUGCGAAUUGAAAUUGCAGCAAAUAAAGGGUGUUAUUCAUUUUCAUAUCGUAUUAUUGCUAAAAAUUCUUGAGUAUUCAAAAGAGCGCUGACGUCAUAACAUUCGAGCACGUGGUUCAAAUUGCACGUGGAUGCGCAUUGCAUACGCGCAUUUGGCUAGAUGUCAAAUGUAAAUGUCAAAUGUAUUCGAGAUUCGAGCUUCUAUCGAACAUUCAAGCGAUUUCAUUCAGAUAGCUCACCACACGAUGUAGACACUGGCAGACACUACCAGUGGUUCACCAGCACGGUUUAACCUAACGGGUGUAAAUCAAAAGUAUGAAUAAAUGUGCUCUCAAUUUCAAGUUGUGCUUGUUCUAAGUGAAUUUUUCUUGUAGUUUAUAAGCGGCUAUUUAUGAUUCGGAAGAAUCAUGUUCAAUAUUAUUGCCAGACGUCACAGACAUCUUGUGAACUUGUUCCAACACCAUGUGGGUAAAAGUCAGAUAAACAAAGGUAGCAACAAUACAGCACCAAGAGCGAUAUCGUUUUUACGUUGCUGUGAUAAACAAGCAUGUAUUCAAUAUGUCAUGAAAUCUGGUUACGUAAUCAAUGAGAACAGAAGAUAUACAAGUCUACCGCAAGUUGUUGAAUAUGAAAUACCUCAUUCUCUAGCUAUCCAUGGUAAGGAAAAUCUAUUCGCGCACUCUGUGCUAGAGAGUAAAGAAAUUUAUUGGAAAACUCUUGCACACGGUUUACCGGUUUGUACUAGAGAGAUACAUGAGGAUGAAGUUAAUUCUUAUCUGAAUAAAGUUUGGAAGAAUGUACCAAUACCGGAGAUAGUUGAAGCCUUCAAAAUUGUGUCCCAUUACGCAGCGAGAAAUGGAGAGUGUUUGUUGGAUCCAAAGUACGAAAAAUUUCUCAAGUACCUGAUCGCAAAUGUUCCAAAGUUCACAGACUCUGAAAUUAACGACAUUAUUCGAUCCCUCUGUAUGUGGCCCUUGAAGCAUACUAGGCAUGACAAAAGUUUUAAGUCAUUAUAUACGGCUUUAGAUGCAGAAUGUCUCAAACGAGCUGCCACAGCAAGUUGGGAAGAUCUUCUACUAGUGUUUGACCAUUGGUACAUGUUAGGGUUACCUAAGUACAGCGAUUUUUGCUCAUUUGUUAUCACAAAAAUGGGACGAAGACCUAAACAUCUGACAACAGCAAAUCUGAUACAAUUCAUGUUUUGUAUUAAUGUCAGUCGUACGCGACCCUCGAACUUGUAUAACAUAGAGUAUCGCUUGGAACAAAUAAUUGAUGAUCUAGAUUUAGAUGAAAUUGCCAUUAUAUCGAUGGGCUUUUUCAAGAGCCAAACUCCAUUCAGGAAUCCAAUGUUAUUAUCUAAAAUUAUCCAACGAACUAUCCUAAAUAUUGAUACUAUUCAUGAAAUAAGUUUGGCAAGUUUAAUGAAAAUAAUAAGAUACUCACACCAGCUACCAGACGAUGCUAAUAUUAUAUGGGAACUGCUUGUUUCUACGUUACCACGCAUACCAACACUUUCCAUAAAGGCUUUAGUGCACAUUCUUGCACUUAUGGUUAGAACACGAUUGUUUCAUGAAGAAUUAAUCAAUAUAAUUACAUUGAGAUUCCACAAAAACAUUGAACAUGCCAGAUUGAAGGAUCUGGAGCGCUUGGUGAUGGCACUUACUACCUUCAAUUUCACCCCCAACAUACAACCAAAUAUAUUUGAAACGGUUGUACAAGAACUGAGAUCUGUGGAACGUGCACAGAGCUUAACAGAAUUUCCACGGUCCCUGGCAAAUUGCCUGCACUAUCUUAGUAUUGCGAAUGUUUAUCCAAAAGAUCUGAUAGCCAUGGUCCUAGACCCUCAAAAGAUCCAUACUACUUAUGGGCCAAACGCAUGGCCUGUUAUCCAUCCGAUAUUGGCCAUUGAUUUGAAUGUCGAAGUCGAAGUCCCGGACUACACAGGACCAAGGCUCACUGCCAAGCAACGAGCAAUUAUAGCAAAGAAAAACGCGUUGCCAAUACCGAAAUCGCAGGACAGCAAUAAUGCAGCAAAUUCUAAAAUUAACUUCAUUUCAAGCAUUAUGGAUACUUUGAAGGACGUCCUAGAUGGCUGUGAUUUGAUACACACGGAAAUUUUAUUACCGCAUCAUAGACUAUUCGAUAUAGUAAUUUGUUUGGAUAAAAACAAAACUCCAAUACCAGUAAAAUCGAUACUGCCUGAAAUGGAGUUGGGAGAAAUAAAGCGAGUGCCCAGCAAUUUGCCUGAAGGGACUCAAUUACUGGCAGUUAUCCCAUGUGGUGUGAAUUGCUACAUUAGGGACACUCGACUGCUGUUAGGCAAGGAUGCUAUGAGAAUUAGACAGUUGAGACAAAUAGGCUACACACCUAUAGUGAUACCGUGGUACGAGUGGCAAGGAAACAAAGAGUACAAGAUCCAAUAUUUAAAAGAUAAGAUCUUUGGAUGAUAAUAAUUGAAUUUAUGUAAAAUAUAUUAUUUGUUUGAGUUAAAAAACACCUUUACGAAUUUCAAA
Messenger RNA from Athalia rosae (coleseed sawfly), 3524 nucleotides. RefSeq lists its product as uncharacterized. NCBI's taxonomy places the organism in Eukaryota, Metazoa, Arthropoda, Insecta, Hymenoptera, Athaliidae. The record is from RefSeq and is a predicted model, not a curated record. The coding region runs from base 1419 to 3458 and encodes 679 amino acids. The transcript has 10 exons.